UUAAUUAACGCUUGAUGUGGUGAUUUGAAUUUCAUUGUCGAUGGUGCUGACCCCUAAGUUCUACCUCGUGUUUUUGUUUUUCAUUUAAUUGUUUCACGUGUGCAGCAGGGGCAGCAGGUGAAUUUCGCUUGUCAAAAAUAGUUUAAAAAAUUUAUUAAAACUGUUCUCAUAAUAAAAAUAAAGGAAAUACCAAUGGAUUCAGAAGAAAUGGAGUACAAGAACGAGGAGAUGGACGAGGACGAGAGUGAGGACGAGAUGGACGAGUCAAUGGAGGAUAAAGAUAGUGUAAAAAAUGAUGAAUCUAAGCCAGAGGUUUAUUUACCGGGUCGAGUCCUCGAGAAGGGUGAGGAACUAGUGGUGGACAUGUCAGCGUACAGAAUGCUGCAUCAGGCACAGACGGGUGCCCCC
This is a messenger RNA of Fopius arisanus, 408 nucleotides long. Its product is annotated as glutamate-rich WD repeat-containing protein 1-like. Lineage: Eukaryota; Metazoa; Arthropoda; Insecta; Hymenoptera; Braconidae. The record is from RefSeq and is a predicted model, not a curated record. The annotation marks the transcript as partial. The transcript is spliced from 2 exons.